Messenger RNA from Protopolystoma xenopodis, 621 nucleotides. Lineage: Eukaryota; Metazoa; Platyhelminthes; Monogenea; Polystomatidea; Polystomatidae. The record is from the annotation of a GenBank genome assembly.
AUGGUCCUCGAAGAAUUAGAUCCUGAAAUAAAUAGCAUUCCGGUGGGCUCGAACAACACAAAUAGCACAAAGUUCAUUCGCAAUCCCAAUUUGGCUAGCUUUGCGAAAGGUGAUAACUCGCCAUUAACACAACCGAUUGAGCAAUGCAUGGAGAAUGGAGAUAAAUCUCUUAACUCUUUUGAUCCUGAGCCGCAUUCUGGCAAGGGGGACGAAGACAAAAGCCCCUCCGGCGACUCUACUUUAUCUAGUCGGUGGAAGAGGGACGAUGGUUCUCCCGAUUCUGAUCCAAGCACGGCAAGCAGCUUUUCCAGAGCCUUCGAGAGGCAUUUGGCUGCAACUACAGCUGCCGCCAAUACUCGGUAUCAGCUAAAUUCUGUGACCAACAAAGUAGUUCAAGCCAGCGAAGCAUCCCGUUCACGAUCUGGCCAUAUACAGCGACAUCCUGGGGCCAGUAUGAUUUAUAGCUCAAGCCUUGGGCAUCGAAGCUAUGGAGCCAUACGUUCAGGCUCCACCAACUGCUCAGUGGCUAGUAUCAGUGGCCUCAGCGAUAAGAAGCCUUGGGAUAGCGAGCCUUUGGUGAUGGCUUCUCAAGGAGCGGAUGUAGACAAGUCUCUUGGCUAG